This is a messenger RNA of Cydia splendana, 5272 nucleotides long. RefSeq lists its product as uncharacterized. Bases 1 to 3660 code for a protein of 1219 amino acids. Lineage: Eukaryota; Metazoa; Arthropoda; Insecta; Lepidoptera; Tortricidae. The transcript is spliced from 2 exons. The record is from RefSeq and is a predicted model, not a curated record.
AUGUGCAAGUACCCGGCCCCGGAGUGCCAACCGAUUGAAGACGGAAAUGAAGUGGACAAUGAAGCUGAAGAAGACAAUGCCAUGAGUGAAGAUGAAGAAGAUAGUGAAGUAUCAGAUUCAGACUCUUACUACACCGACUCCAGCGUAAACAUGAGAACAGAGUCAGAAUCCGACGGAGAGUCAGCCAGCGGACACCGAGUCACCCCUGAUAUGGUGCUGCUACUCAUGCUGAAAGAAAACGGGGCUAUCUCUGAAGAAAAAUAUACUGAGAAGGCAGAAAAAUGUGAGAAAAACUUUAGAUCCUUGAUACCUAAAAUUCCAAGAUCACGAACAAGCUCAUACGAUUUGUAUAUGAGGGAUCUUUGUGAAGCUGAAGAGUCUAAUGAUGAUGAUGAAAAUAAUGACAGUAACGCUGGUGUAACAGAUAAGGCGGUAGAAGGUAAUGAUGGAAAUAAAGAUACUGUAGAAACUAGUAAUGUAAGUGAAGUUGAAUGUGAUAAAGAUAAAAUAAGAGUUGCAAAAGAUAUAGAGUCUAUUGAGAAAGUAGAUAACUUCAAAAAAGGGACAUGUGAUUUGUCUAAGAAUGAUACAAAUGUUUCUCUAGAACUAGAUGAUACAAGCAGAAAACAAUGUAGUGAAGAAAACAUUUUAUUAGAAGAGGAACAAGGAAAUAUAGUUGGUGGAAUGGAAUGUGAAGAAGUAGAAGAAAAGAUGCAAGAUAAUCCAGCAUGUGAAGAGAAUCAAAAAGAAGAAAAUCAAGGACAACAGAAAGCAAUUCAUGACAAUCUAUCAUCUGAAAAAACUUUAGACAGUACAAUUCAAGAACCAAAUAAAGAUUGUAACAAGUCUAUUGUAUCAGAAUGUAUUGCCACAGAACCUAUGAAAAAUGAUGAGAGUCAGGAGCAGGUUGAAGAUAUGUAUGUAGAGAAAGCCAAUCAUUUUCUAGAUAAUAAUUUAGUACCAGUAAAGGAUAGAAGAAUAGAGACAAAUACUAAUGCAACCGAGGACCCAGAUAACCAAGUUGCCUUAACGAAACCUGGGGAAGAAGCCAAAGAGAAUCACAAUUCUGAAAACGAAAAUGGAGAUAUGCGUAAAGACAUUUUGCAAGAAAUUAAUUUAGCGCCAGUAGAGGACAACAGAAUAGAGGCAAAUAAUAAUUCGAUAAAAGACGAAAAUGAACAACACUCAAUGAAAACUGAAGAAAGAAGCAAAGAAGAUCAAAAUUCUAUUAACGAAAAUGAAGAACCUAACAAUUUCUUGCGAGAAAAUAACUUAGAAACAGAGGACAAAAGUAAAGAGAUAAGUAACAACGCAAGCCAAAGCAUAAACAAACAAAACAUAGAUUUAACAAAGCCUGCAGAAAAUUCCAUAAUUGUAACCGAUAAUUCUCACACUGAAUCUAAUUUACCUACUGGCAAAAUAACUAAAAGUUUCAAGUAUAUUCUAAAGAAGUUAAUAAAGGAAAAGCGCAUUCCAAAAGAAGAUGAAGAAGAUCGUAUUUCUGAUGAAUUUGGAGAAGACUAUGCGACACAUCUGUGGUCAUUCGUGGAUUCGUUAGACCGCGAUUAUGAAAAUAAUACUCGUACAGCCAUAGAAUAUUCAGAUGACGAAGAUUAUGAAGACGACAAUCUUAGAGAGUUCGCUUUCUUCCUGAACUUCUAUUCGCCAUCAUCUUACAAGUAUAUCUUGGAAACAUACAAUACUCCGCUACCAGAGCUGAAAGUCCUAUAUUCAUGGUAUUUAAAGGAUGAUCAUUACCCGGGCCUGUCGGAGAAAGCCUUUAAGAUUUUGAAGGAAAAAUCUUCAGUGAAACGACAGACAUGUAGCUUGAUGCUUAUUGAUAUAUUCUUGAAUAACGAAGGUAGAUAUUGUGACCAGGUGGACUAUGGACAUGGUGAAUACUUCAAUUUUAUCGACAAAGCUGUAUUGACCUACGUUUUUGUGUUAGUAAGUUUAGACGAAGACUGGAAGAUGCCAAUAGGUUACAUUUUCGCGCGGAACAUCCCAGCUGAAACGCAAGCGGAGUACAUCAGGAUCUGUUUGACACAUUGCAAUGAGGCUGGAGCUGAUGUUGUAGCGGUCACAUUGGAGACGCCUACUCCCGCCGAGUAUCUUGGGUGUUCCUUUGAUAAUAUAAGGAAUUUAAAGACUACUUUUAAGCACCCGUCGUGUGACCGUGAUGUAGCUGUUUGGAUCGACCCUUGCUUGGCUCUCAAAAGCGCGCGUCAAACACUAAAAGUCAAAGUUGUUUUGAAAGAUGAUGAAGGCAAAAAAAUUCGCUGGAAUUUAAUAAGAAGGCUAAAGAGAUUACCUACAGAUGAUUUCAUAGAUCUGGAGGCUCCAGAGUUUUUCGAACUGAAAACUCACAUCGCGAAAAUCGAUCUCACAUCGGAGACUUUCAGUAAAAGUCUGAUUCCAGCAUUGGAGCUUGCUGAAAAAUUACUACCAGAUACUUUCACAGAUAUUGAACCGACGAAGAGAUAUAUAGCGUUUAUCAAUAUGCUGUGUAGUAUACUUAACUCAAGGGUGACUGCUAGAAUGCGAAAUAUUGCCUUACAAUUGCAUGCGGCGAAGAAAUAUCUGCUUCGUUUAUUUUCCAAUGAAGAAAAUAAGUUAUCGCCUUUGGAUAGAGAAAAUCUUGCCUGGAAACGCCUCCAAGGCUACCGAUACUUUCUCAAAGGGGAACCAGUCUGUGGUUUCAUCGGAUUUCUGAUUUGUAUCGAGAGUUUCAGGCAUUUAUACACUACUCUGAUCAAAAAGGAGAAGAGAAUAACAUAUUUAAAUCCUCAGCGACUGUGCAAAGUGCAAGCGGAAGAUUUGGUGAACAAUUUAAGAGCAUACGACUAUUUAGACGCCGACUCUUUAUCUGGAGAACGUUUCCAACGUUUCUAUAAAGAUUUAUUCCAACAUCUUGAAAAAAAUCCGCAGUUUUCUGACAAAAGUGUCCCGUUAGGACACUGGCCGUUGCAAAACAGGUUUCCUCCGAUGGUCACUAUUAAGUUAACAUCUGGAAAACGCUCCUAUGAUGACGUGUACUCCGGCCAAUACAGGCUUAAGAAGAUGAAAAAGACUUCAGAAGAAGAAAGAGCGACUAAAUUAGUCCGUGAUUACUCCAAAGCGAUGGACACAGAAAUAGACUUAUCGAUAAGAAAGAACAUGGUCGGUUUCUUAGCGGGCUGGAUCGCAGCUAAAUUUGCUAAAUGCUUGAAAUGCGAAGAGUGCAUAGAUUUGCUUUGUACUGAUAAGAAGCUUUGGUUUCAUAAGUUCAUAACUGUAAGAUGGAUCUACGCUUUAUGCUUGCCGAGCGAGGAAAUUUUCCGUAUCUGUUGGGAGUGCGAACGAGCGCACCGCUUGAAAGGGUCUCCUAUGCGCCUCAAGGCUUGGGUGCUCCGUCGUCUAGCCCCGAAAUUCCCCUGGUCGAAGUCGCCAAAAAGAUCUAAACACCGUCCGCUCCAUCAUAUCCACCUCGCGCGCGCUGUGAUCGCGAAAUACCUCGCGUUGCGAGUGCCGACGCCAUUCGGCAAGAAAGACAGGGAGAAGAUUGUGGAGAUGUACCAGGAGUUCACGACCAGGGACCCUAAUGAGUCGAUGGACAAGUAUAGGGUUGAGGAUUUGGAAGCUUGGUUGAAUCGUAGCAAAGAGGAGGAUUCUGAUAAUUGAUUUUUUAUAUAAUAUUGAUGAAUAAGACAAACACUGAAGUUUUGAAUGAUUCACGGUUAGAUUAGACUUAUACUGACCGGGAUAUGAACCGUGAUUACCUUUUGUCACAGAAUAAAUAAUAGUACUAGGUACAGAAGAUUAACUCUCUAACAAAACGCGUCUGUUAUGAUUAGGACAGAUAUGACCGCUAGGUGGCGACAGCGCCACGCGCGGCUUAUGGAUAGCCACCAAAAUUGGUGUGGGACGGAUGUACUUGUAGCUACCUGUUGCAAAGCGACGAAAUCGCGGAGUGAGCCACGCCUGCUUUUGUAUUGUUUUCGAGCUCCCGAUAUUUCGGCGCAGUUAUAGUAUGAAAUAUCUCAGGUGAUUUUUUCGGGCUCGGGCCCUAAUCUGUUAAACAAAAGGUACUGUUGGCUUUAUGCAGUGGUAACACUGCUUACUGCUAAUAGCCCCGACAUAAGUAACGGGAACAAGCCCGUUUAAAAACCAAACUUACUAUUCUAAUUAUAUGGUUCAAAUUCAUGAAACAGCCCAUUCGGAGAUAACACGUUUUGUUAUCUCCAAAACCAAGACCACCCUAAUUGUUCUCUGAAUGAACUGUCACAUGAAUUUGAACCUUAAUACUAUCACGAUAGAUGCUUUUUAAAUGACAUUGGUUACUUCGGCACGUGCUGAAGACCGCUCAUGAAAGAAACAAAGGCUUUUGUUUAACGGAUUAGGGCCCGAGCCCGAAAAAAUCACCUGAGAUAAUUCAUACUAUAUCCACCUUGUUCAUCCUUGUUCAUGUUGUAUAUGCAUCUUGUUCACGGGUAAUUGAUGAUAGCGGGCGGGUGGCGGGUGUCAAAGUGGUGUUCGGUUCAAAUCCCGGUCGAUAUAAGUCAAGUGAAACACUGAAGUCUUUAAUAACAACUAUAACGUGUUUUAUGAAGCUGUGUUCUCAGUCUUUAGGUUUAAGAUGAUAUUUUUUUCAUAAUUAUUUGAUUACUAACAUUUGAUGUGAUAUUGAUAUUAUUAAAUUGUUGGCUCAGUUAUAAGAAUUUAACUUUACAAAGUGAAACUCGAAAUGUGUGAUAUGUCGAUCUCAGAAGAAAAGAUAAUUUGUUACAGCAGAGAAGUCAAAGAGGUAUUACUUAACUUAAUAGUAGUAGAGGUAUAAAGUCUAAGAGAAAACGUAUGCGUACUUUACAACAGAUGGCGCUGUGUUGCUUAACCUUUUACCAGGCUAACAGUUCAAAAAUGACAAUCGAAUGUCAGUUUUCUAAAAUAAAACACAUGCUUGAAAUGCCGUAUGUGGGAAAUAUCGCCUUAGCCUGGUUAAGGGUUAAUUAAAAUGGUUCGUUUGGAAUUAUAUGAGAGGGCCUAUCUUUACUUUACUUUUGAAAUGUUGACUUCGACCGGUCAACCCCAUUCAGUUGACCUGAAAACUUCCAAAACUAGGGAGUCUCUUUCCGAGAGUGACACUAUAUGGGGCAUUAUCUAUGAAAAGGGACCUUAUUGUCGAUGGCGCUUACGCCGCACAACGUCGCGCGGCAUAGUAUUUAUAUCGGGGCAUCGUUAGUAACGGCGUAAGCGCCAUCGACAAUAAGGUCCCUUUUCAUAGAUAACGUCACAU